AUGAAGCCGAUGGUGGGGAUGGUAGUGUCGAACAAGAUGCAGAAGUCAGUGGUGGUGGUGGUGGAUAGGCUCUUCCACCACAAGAUCUACAAUCGCUAUGUCAAGCGUACCUCCAAGUUCAUGGCCCACGAUGAACACGACCAAUGCAACGUCGGUGACCGUGUCAAUGGUAUUGGUCGAUACUCUGUUGGGGAAAUUUAUUGCCUUGACUUCCUCCUGGUUCACAAGGAUUUUCAGUUGCGGUUGUAUGGCGUACUUUCCAAUUCCUUGUUUGGUUUUUUGCCCAGUUUAGUUGGAAACUGA
Messenger RNA from Ilex paraguariensis (yerba mate), 303 nucleotides. The record is from the annotation of a GenBank genome assembly. Lineage: Eukaryota; Viridiplantae; Streptophyta; Magnoliopsida; Aquifoliales; Aquifoliaceae.